AUCCACAAAUUCCACGUACAAAAGUUGCCCAUGCACCUGAGAGCAAACGCCUCAACUCGCAGCACCAUGAGUCUACUCACCAUCCUCGCCUCGGCCUUCCUCCUGGCCACCACCUCGCCUUCCUCUGUACUUUCAGCAAGUGCAAGGCGGAGCAUUCUACGGAGCGGCGACUCCAUCGCCGUGGAGGACGGUCCUGGCCACGCUCUAGUGUCGCUGAGCGGCAACUUCUCGUGUGGCUUCCACAAGGUGGCCACCAACGCCUACACGUUCGCCAUCUGGUUCACCAGCUCGGCCGAUGCCACGGCCGCGUGGACGGCCAACCGCGACGCCCCCGUCAACGGCAGGGGCUCGCGUGCCGAGUUCCGCAAGGAUGGGUCCCUGGUGCUGCAAGACUUCGACGGCCGGGUCGUGUGGAGCACGAACACCAGCGGCACGCAGGCCGACAUCGUGCAGCUCCUCGACACCGGCAACCUCGUCGUGGCCAACGCAUCCGGGUGCCCGCUGUGGCAGAGCUUCGACUGGCCGACCGACACGCUCCUCCCGGAGCAGCCCAUCACUCGGUACAAGCGGCUGGUGUCGGCCUCCGCCAGGGGCUUGCCGUACUCCGGUUACUACAACUUCUACUUCGACAGCGACAACCUGCUCAACCUCAUGUACGACGGCCCCGAGAUCAGCAGCAACUACUGGCCGGACCCCUUCAACAAGUGGUGGGAAAACAACCGGACGGCGUACAACAGCAGCCGUUACGGCAGCCUCGACAAGUACGGCGGCUUCAUGGCGAGCGACCACAUGCAGUUCAACGCUUCCGACAUGGGCGAAGGCGUCAUGAGGCGGCUGACACUGGACUACGACGGCAACCUCCGGCUGUACAGCCUCGAUGCGACUGACGGGAGCUGGCACGCCACGUGGGUCGCGCUCCCGCGGCAGUGCGACGUGCACGGGGUGUGCGGCCGCUACGGCGUGUGCGCGUACCGGCCGGGGCUGGCGUGCUCGUGCCCCGAGGGGUUCGUGGCCAGCGACGCGAGCGACUGGAGCAAGGGGUGCCGGCGCCAGAUCGACGUCCGGUGCGGCGAGGCGGUCUACUUCGCGGAAAUGCCGCAAGUCGACUUCUGGGGGUUCGACUUCAACUACACCCCCGGGCUCACCUUCGAGACGUGCCGACAGAUAUGUCUGGACGACUGCAACUGCGAGGCGUUCGGGUACAAGAAGGGCACCGGCAAGUGCUACCCCAAGAUUUCUCUGUGGAACGGCCGGGCUCCGGACACCCUGCAAAGCAUCUAUCUCAAGGUCCCGAGUCGUGUCAAGAACCUGAACCCGAGCGUGCUGGACUUCCAUGGCCAUGCCUGCGCCGUGCAAGAACAGAACACCAACGUCAGCUCCUCCUACCUGCAUGUCAGUGGCAACAAGAUAAACUUCGUCUACUUCUACUGGUUUCUCGCGGUAGUGUUCGUCGUGGAAGCCAUUUUCAUCGUCGUUGGGUAUCUGUUCGUGUUCCGAGCUGACCCAGCCGCAGGACGGGUCCGCGACGAAGAAGGCUACGCCCUGCUGUUCAGCCACUUCAGGAGGUUCACCUACGACGAGUUGUCGAACGCAACUUGCAAGUUCAGAGACGAGCUCGGGAGGGGCGCAUCAGGGGCCGUGUACAAGGGCGUCUUGGACGACGGACGGAGCGUCGCCGUGAAACGGCUGGAAGAGCUGACGCAGGCCGACGAGGUGUUCCGGUCGGAGCUGAGCGUCAUCGGCCGGAUCAACCACAUGAACCUGGUCAGGAUGUGGGGCUUCUGCUCCGAGCACCCGCACAGGCUCCUGGUUUCUGAGUAUGUCGAGAAUGGCUCGCUGGACAAGGUCCUCUUCGAUACCGAGAGCACCGAGUUCGCAUUAAAAUGGUAUUCAAGGUACAAGAUUGCCGUUGGCGUCGCCAAGGGGCUGGCCUACCUCCACCACGAGUGCCUUGAGUGGAUCGUGCACUGCGACGUGAAGCCGGAGAAUAUCCUGCUGGACGCCGAGCUGGAGCCCAAGAUCACCGACUUCGGGCUGGUGAAGCUGCUGAGCCGGGACGCGUGCGGCCGGCUGGUGCUGUCCCGGGUGCAGGGCACCAGGGGCUACAUCGCGCCGGAGUGGGCGACGAGCCUCCCGAUCACGGGGAAAACCGACGUGUACAGCUUCGGCGUCGUGCUCCUCGAGCUGCUCAGGGGGCAGAGGGUCUGCGACUGGGUGGUGGACGGCAGGGAGGAGGAGGUGCGCAUGGAUUUCCAGCGGCUGGUCGCCUGGCUCAAGGAGAAGAUGGAGUGUGCAGAGGAGCAGUCGUCGUGGCUGGAGGAGUUCGUUGAUGCGAGGUUGUACGGUGAUUUCAGCCAUUUGCAGGCGGCGGCAAUGCUGGAGCUGGCGGUUUCGUGUUUGUAUGACGAUCCCAACAGGAGGCCGAGCAUGAACGCCGUUCUACAAAAGCUCCUCUCGCUGGAAGUGGAAGACGCAGUGUCUAUGCGCUACGCGUGACAUGUCUCUUGUUACUAUCAUCUAGUUUUGAAUGGAGCCAACAAAGCUAUGUUUGUGAUGUAGCUGUAAAUGAGUGUUAACAUAAAAAAAUGGUAUGCGUAC
This is a messenger RNA of Phragmites australis (common reed), 2598 nucleotides long. Its product is annotated as putative receptor protein kinase ZmPK1. The transcript has a single exon. NCBI's taxonomy places the organism in Eukaryota, Viridiplantae, Streptophyta, Magnoliopsida, Poales, Poaceae. Gene Ontology annotation, biological process: recognition of pollen; protein phosphorylation. The coding region runs from base 31 to 2496 and encodes 821 amino acids. Gene Ontology annotation, molecular function: protein serine/threonine kinase activity; ATP binding. The record is from RefSeq and is a predicted model, not a curated record.